Molecule: messenger RNA, 1967 nt
Organism: Entelurus aequoreus (snake pipefish)
Lineage: Eukaryota; Metazoa; Chordata; Actinopteri; Syngnathiformes; Syngnathidae
Gene: htr1b
Product: 5-hydroxytryptamine (serotonin) receptor 1B
Exons: 1
Coding region: 239-1381 (380 amino acids)
Biological process (GO): adenylate cyclase-activating adrenergic receptor signaling pathway
Cellular component (GO): plasma membrane
Molecular function (GO): G protein-coupled serotonin receptor activity
Source: RefSeq, a predicted model, not a curated record
GUGGGCUUCAAGGAGACGCACCUGUGGAGAACUUGUUGCCCUUCAUGCGGAUUAUGUCCCCCACACGCCGGAAGAGCAGGACGUCGUCAUCAUCAGUGGGUCUUGUCAGGAUGAAGAAGGGCGAACUUUUAUUCCUACGAGGACUGGAUUACAAGUGAAACCAAAAAAAAAAAAAACGUCUUCAUGUUAUACCACACCCAAUCAUGUCAGACGGCGGGAAGACCAUGAGGCAAAAGUGAUGGAGGUCGCGGGUCAAGCGGAGCCCACCGAUCCGGUGAACGCCUCCAACAUCAGCCUGCCGGAGGACGCGGGCUCCGGCGCGCACAGCCUCGCCUACCAGAUCAGCCUGGCGUCCCUCCUGUCCGCCAUCACGCUGGCCACCAGCCUCUCCAACGCCUUCGUCAUCGCCACCAUCUCCCAGUCCAACAAGCUCCAGACGCCCGCCAACUUCCUCAUCGCCUCACUGGCGCUCACCGACCUGCUGGUGUCCAUCCUGGUCAUGCCCGUCUGCGUCCUCUACACGGUCACCCACGAGUGGACGCUGGGCCAGGUGGUUUGCGACGUGUGGCUCUCGUCGGACAUCACCUGCUGCACGGCGUCCAUCCUCCACCUGUGCGUCAUUGCCCUGGACCGCUACUGGGCCAUCACGGACGCGGUGGAGUACUCCAAGAAGCGCACGCCGGGACGCGCCGCCGGCAUGGUGGCCACCGCCUGGGUGAUCGCCAUCUCCAUCUCGCUGCCGCCGCUCUUCUGGCGGCAGGUGAAGGCGGACGAGCUGACGAGCUGCGGCGUCAACACGGACCACAUCUUCUACACCAUCUACUCCACCUUCGGCGCCUUCUACAUCCCCACCCUGCUGCUCAUCGUCCUCUACGGGCGCAUCUACGUGGAGGCGCGCCAGCGCAUCCUCAAGCAGUCGCCCCGGCGGAAGAAGAAGAAGGCGGCCGGCAAGAGGCUGACCUCGGCGUACUUGGCGACGAACUCGCCGGGCUCCAACGCCUCCACCAGCCCCCUGCAGGCGGGGCGGCUGCAGGACGCGCCCUCCAGCGACACCAACUCGUCCACCAGCGAGAACCAGGUGAAGGUCACCCUGUCCGACGCGGCUCUGGAGAAGAAGCGCAUCUCCGCGGCCAGGGAGAGGAAGGCCACCAAGACCUUGGGCAUCAUCCUGGGGGCUUACAUCGUCUGCUGGCUGCCCUUCUUCAUCUACACGCUGGUGGUGGCCACCUGUGACGGCUGCGACCUGCCCGAGCUCUUUGACUUCUUCACCUGGCUGGGCUACCUGAACUCCCUCAUCAACCCCAUCAUCUACACCAUGUCCAACGAGGACUUCAAGAAGGCUUUCCACAAACUGGUGCGCUUCAGGUGCUGCAGGGGGUGAUCCCUUUCAAAUGUUUCAUUUAUUUGAGGGGGGAAAAAAAGUAAAUAUUACAAUGACACAAGGACACAAACCCAAUGUUUUAUUGAUUAAAGCUCCUAUGUCUUAGAUAUGGCUGUGCUAAAAACAAACAAAAAAAAGAAUUAAUUGCAACAUUAUGACCACAUACUGCACAAUCUAAUCAAGCUUUAUUGUCAUGCUUUAUUUUAAUUUUAUUUUUUUGACAUCCAGUGCAAGAGUUAAACCGACUGAGUUUGUUAAAGGGUGUUUAAUCUGAAUUUUGUUUUGUUUUUUUUGUUAUUGUGCAGCUGCCAAAGACCACAGCAGAAUGCAAACAUAUUUCUUUUUGAAAAAAAAAACCCUUUAAAAUGAUAUUUUAUGUAUAUUUUUAUUAUUUACAAUGUUUUCAUUUAUUAUUCUCACUAUUAUUGUAUUAUAUUUUCUACUCAUUUAUCUUUAAUUUAAUUUAUUUCUAUUUUUUUCUAUAUGUGUUUUCUUAAAGCUGUAAAUUUUAUAUUUUUUAAAAAUAAUAAUAUUAUGUAAUAAUGAUAAUAGUUUCGAUUUAUCUUGCACUUUUUGUUAACAUGAU